This is a messenger RNA of Hyalella azteca, 1411 nucleotides long. RefSeq lists its product as uncharacterized. The transcript is spliced from 3 exons. The coding region runs from base 290 to 1282 and encodes 330 amino acids. Gene Ontology annotation, molecular function: acetyl-CoA binding; N-acetyltransferase activity. The record is from RefSeq and is a predicted model, not a curated record. Gene Ontology annotation, biological process: protein acetylation. Lineage: Eukaryota; Metazoa; Arthropoda; Malacostraca; Amphipoda; Hyalellidae. Gene Ontology annotation, cellular component: cytoplasm.
UUCUAAUCAAAAUUAAUUUUUUUGUCCAGUGUGCAGGAAUGGAAGGCAGUAGUUAUACACUUGUAGCCUUGACAUUGCAUUGCUGCUUGUCAAACUUCCAGCCAGACCUCAACUCUGUCAUCCUUUAAAGGGAAAUGAAAGUUCAAACUUUUUUGCCUUCCACAUUUAUUUACCAAUUCAUCAACCCUUCCUUUCACUCUGGUCUAAUUUAUUGUUCCCAGCAAUAAGUUGUGUUUGCUUGGCAAUAUUUUGUUUAAAAAUUCUCACUGAUUUGUUAUUGAAUAUAAAAAUGAAAGAAUUAAUACCCCUCCAUCAUGCUGCUGAGGAGUAUUUUGAAAAAAGCUUCCAGCUCCUGAAUCACCAAUGGCCACGACUGCGCUCCGUGAGAAUGGGCAUGCUUCAUUCAUCCCGUGAUUCUCUACCUACUUCUCUUGUGCUGGUGGAUGAAGACAAAGUUAUAGGGCACAUCAAGAUCAAGCACUUGGCAUGUAGGCAUCGUGCUCUUUGGAUCGAGUCGGUGGUCAUCGACAAAGCAUUGAGAGGCAAAGGGUUUGGCAAGAUUCUCAUGUUAGAGACUGAAAAGUAUGCUCGUGAGAUGGGUUUUCAGAUAGCCUAUUUGUCUACUUACGAUCAGCAAGGUUUUUACUCGCGUCUGGGAUAUCAAGAAUGUGAAAAAGUUUGUGUCUUUGACAAACCUGUGGAUAACUGGCUUCCUGACACUAGCUUUCUAAAAAAUAAAAUCUGGAAUGUCAAGUCCUCUCGAGAUGAUUCGAAUAAUUUUAACAAUAAUAAAACCGCCGAAGUUAGUGCGGACAAACGGUCUAACUGUUAUCAGCCUCCUUGCAAGAACGAAAACAACACCACCUUGAAUGGUGAUGAUCGCUCUACAAACAACGGUUAUAUCCAUGAAGUUUUGUCAGCUACCGAAGAAAAUUUGAUUCUCGAAUCGUCAAAGAAUGUUGUCACUAAUGGACAUAACUCUGAAGGAGAGAACCAAACUUCAUCAAAUGCAACUAGAAUCCCAGUAGCUCCUCCUCUACCUCAACCCAAGCGCAUGAGUAACAACUUUCCCAAAAAAUCCUCCUCUUGUCCUCCAGUCUCACAUAAGAAAUUCAUGAAACCUGACGUCUCGAUUUCCCCAAUAAAAGAAGGUGUAGCUGUGCCUGCUCCACCUCCUCCAAGAACUGAUUCUCCGGCCAACAACUUUCUCCUCAUAUCUGGUCUGCUUUCAAGUGAUUCUCAAGGCUUUCGCUUCAUCACAAGCAUUGGCUUUCUGUCAUGAUUUGCCAAGCAGCAUUUUGAUUGCACCCAUGUUUGCGGUGUCAUUUUUCAAUCGUAAUUUUAAUACGAAAGUUAAAUCCUACAUCAAAUACAUUAAAAACCCUAAUAAAUUCACUUCCCAAAUAAAUAA